Messenger RNA from Polyodon spathula (Mississippi paddlefish), 2487 nucleotides. Its product is annotated as neuronal PAS domain-containing protein 4-like. The record is from RefSeq and is a predicted model, not a curated record. The transcript is spliced from 9 exons. Lineage: Eukaryota; Metazoa; Chordata; Actinopteri; Acipenseriformes; Polyodontidae. Gene Ontology annotation, biological process: regulation of transcription by RNA polymerase II. The coding region runs from base 49 to 2487 and encodes 812 amino acids. Gene Ontology annotation, molecular function: protein binding; DNA-binding transcription factor activity, RNA polymerase II-specific; RNA polymerase II transcription regulatory region sequence-specific DNA binding.
UUCUAAUGUUCCCAUACCUAAUCAUUAUUUUAUUUUUUUUCUAAUAGAAUGAAAAUGACGGUCUGCUGUGAAUAUUGCAGAAAUGCAACUGGUGCCAAACCCAGGAUUCCACUAUGCAAAUCCACAUGUUUUACUGCAGCCGAGGAAAUCAACCAGAGGAUACCAUAUAAACCGUUCAGGUCAACCAAAGGAGCAUCCAAGGCGAGGAGGGAUCACAUCAACGCUGAGAUCAGGAACAUGCGGGCCCUCCUCCCAAUUUCGGAAGAUGAGAAAGAAAGCCUGCCCUACCUGCACACCAUGUCUGUCAUUUGCAGUUACAUCAGAAAGUCUCUGUUCUGUCAAGACCUGCGCAAGGACACUGAAGAGCCUUUUCCCCUCCCGUAUGAGGAUUUUCUGCAAGCACUGCCUGGCUUUAUUGUGGCUGUGUCCAGUGAAGGGAAAUUGAUUUACAUUUCAGAGAAUGUCACUGAGUACCUCGGCUACUCCAUGGUGGAUCUAUUCCAAGGAGAAGGUUUUUAUGAUAUGAUCAAAAGUGCUGAUCUGCACAUUGCAAAAACCCAUCUACAAUCAAACUCAUUGUUGGAAACAGAACGCUCAUUUGUUUGCCGGAUGCACACUUCCAAAUCGUUUCGACUCAGACAUGGCAGUAGCUGUGCAGUGCUGGUCAGGGGCAGGUUUCAAGCUCUCCCAGGAACUCCACCCUCGCCCUCCAGCUCCGGAGCUGUCUUUGUGGCACUGUGCACCCCCACUGUGAACUGGUUACAGGACUCUGAGACUCAUUCCUACCUGCAGCGGUUUCAAAGUCACCACCUCCCUGAUAUGAAGUUUACUGACACUCCAGACAGUGUACUUUAUCACCUCGGGUAUUCUGCAGAGGAAAUGACUGGCCGGUCUUGGUACAGCUUGCUACACCCAGAUGACCUUAGCUUUGCAGCAUCCCAGCACAAACUCUUGUUGAAGGGAGAUGAAGAAUGUCAUGUUGAAAUGGUGGUGAGACUGCAGUGCAAGGACCUUUCCUGGACCUGGGUAUACAUCCGAGCCCUGCUGGAUUCGGCAAAGCAAUCUGUGACCUGUAUAAACUACAUUAUCAGUGAAACAGAAGCCACAUUUCUGCGUCAACAGAUUGACUGUCAAUCAGAACACGGAGCAGGAGUCAUUUACCAAAAAUCUGUGAAUGAGUAUCAGAAUAACGCACCAGCACCAAGCACCAAUCAGAACCACAAAGAAAAACCUGCCAAGAGCCGGAAGAGACAGCUGGAUAAUGACAUCCUGGUUAAAGAGCCCAGGAACAAGGCAUCCCGAAUUUCAGAGCCCAGCAUUUACACAUAUUACGUUUCUUGUGUUUCUUGUGUGAACAGCUCUCCAGCAGUUCCAUGCUAUACUCCCUCCACUCCACCUUACAGCCCCCAAUCAGACUGCUCAUCUUUCCUGCAGGAGGACUCAAGAUCACUGUCCUUUUCAAACACCAAUUUCCUUGUCGACACCUAUGGUGCUGUAGAAGGGUUGUUGCCGCCAGCUGGAAACUCUCCCUCAUACUACUCCAGUGAGCUUUAUGCGGUGCCUAACCAGGCUGUAGCUUCAGAACCUUUGCCAGCCAUUGAGGACAGUGCCUUCAGCCUAGGCAGCUUUAGUGGAUCUCAGGUCAUGACAGAAGAGCUGUCUCCCUCAGCCAGCGGUCCCCCUUCUCACGAUUUCUCAAGCUGCACUAAUGAUGUCCACCUGGUUCCUGAUUGCAUGACAAUGGAGGAGGUUUCAGGAGGUGUAUCAGAUUGCUGUUUUCAUUUUGAAAGCUUCAGCAUUCCUGGAAACUUUCAAGGCAACUUGAACUCCUAUAUGCCAGGCCAGAGCUCUGCUGAAGCUUCUGUGGUUCCUGGAAGCUUGUUGACCCCAGUUUCAUCACCAACAGCACAGAACAGCUUUCAGUAUAGCGAGAAAGAAAGAACAGAGAUCAGCAUUCUUGCAAGGCAGAUCUCCUGCCUAGCUUCAAGCUUUGAUGCAUAUCAGAGCAUAGACCAAGUUCUGAACAUUCCAGGUGACUUCACAAACGUGCAAGAACCCCAAGGAGACCAACAGCAAUUCUGCAGCUGGACAGACUCAGUGAUGCUUGAACCGGAAUCUGUCUUGAAUGAGGGAGUCUUUGACAGCAUCUUGAAGGAUUUGGCCACAGUUUCAGCAAAGGAAACUGAUCCCUGCUCCCCGUCUGCCAGCUGUGCUGAUCCUGAGCAAACUCCCAUGUCUGCUGUCUCAUACAGCAUGGAAAGCAACCAGCUCCUCCUGGACACAAAUACCACAGAGCCAGCUGGCUUGUCAAUUAUGCCGCUUGAAGACGACUUACCCUUGGACGAGUUCUCCACAGUUCACCCAGCAUUCGACUCCUUCAUGAUGAGGUCUGUGUGUGAUGGGUACAGCAAUGAGUUGCCUCAACUCAAUGAAUACCUGCACCAUAGCCUCCAGCAAGAUGGGAGUGUUGAAGAAUCCAUGUACUGA